This is a messenger RNA of Jaminaea rosea, 3922 nucleotides long. RefSeq lists its product as hypothetical. The transcript is spliced from 2 exons. Gene Ontology annotation, molecular function: protein binding. Bases 282 to 3647 code for a protein of 1121 amino acids. The record is from RefSeq and is a predicted model, not a curated record. Lineage: Eukaryota; Fungi; Basidiomycota; Exobasidiomycetes; Microstromatales.
CCAAUUCCUUUGCCAGCGUCAGUGAGCCAUCGGCAGCGCUCACGAAUCAUCCACGCUCUUGUCGUCAUCCAUCUACCUUACCUUGCACUCAACUCUGCGCCACGCCUGGCUCGCCUCGCGCGUUUUAGAGUAGCGGGCCUGCACCCAGCCCCUAUUCGCUCGAGCCCUACGUGCGCAAACGAAUCGACGGAGAGAUGUCAUCGUAGCUGCACUCGGAGCCGUCAUUUCGAUCUAGAGCAAGCAUCAUCAUCAUCAUCGACAGCACGUGCAGCACCCUACGCAUGGCCCGCGUGGCCUCCUUGGCAGGCGCGAUCGCCAUCGCCCUCUUCGCAGGCCUCGUAGCCGGUCAAACCCCGGUUGCAACAUCACCUGGCGCUCGCUGGGGUCAAUCAUCCGCCUUAGUCGUCUCACAUUUCCUCGUAUAUGGCGGCAAGACGGGCAGUGGCUACUCUUAUACGUCUGGUCCCAACAGCGCAGACCUCUUCAGCCUCGACCUCAGCCAGCCCUUUACCGUUUCCUCGCCCCCUUGGACCAGCAUAUCGCCAAUUGCCGAUGACAAUAGCAAUGGCACCACCGUCGCCCCUCCCACUGUCGCCUUUGCGUCUCUCGCUCCCCUCACACAUCGCCAGGUCCUCCUCUUCGGCGGAGAUGGCGGCUCUACUGUCGCCCUGCCAAGCGGCAACGACUCGGUCUACACCUUGCAGCUCGUCGGCAACAGCUCCGUCACCUGGUCCCAGCCGCAGCUUGCCAGGCAACCUAUGCGUAGAAUCUACCAGAGCGCGGAGAGUGACGGGAAUGGUGGCGUGUGGGUGGUAGGAGGGCAAAAGGCGGAUGGGUCGGGAAUCUACCUGGCAGAGGCAUGGUCGUACAACUCCUCAUCGGAUGGAGCGCAGACGUUCAGCGCUCUUGCCGCUCCCCCCGCUUCUCUAGCUGGAGCCACCACGACAUUACUCAGCGAUGGCUCUCUCCUCCUUCUCGGCGGUCAGGACGCCAACACCACGCUGCAGAGCUUCUCGAGUGUGGCUGCAUUCGACACCAAGACGAAACAGUGGGUGACACAAGUCACGACUGGGGCUAGCAUGCCUGCACCACGUCGAGAUCACAUCGCCGUAAGCCUGCCUGACCGCCGGGUCUUCAUUCAUGGCGGAGCAAGCGAUGCGGGCCUGACCGAAGCGCUGAGUGACGCAUGGAUCCUCGACUGGUCCAUAGACCCACCGGUGUGGUCGCGUGUCGAUGACGGCAGCUCGAGUAGCGGCCCCGGCGCUCGCUUUGGACAUUCUGCUGUCGCAUACGGCAGGAACAUCGCCAUCACCUGCGGCUGGAGCGGCGGCAAUGCAGCGCAGCAGGGAUUGUACAUUUUCGAUGGCACUUCGCUAAGAUCGAGUGGAAAGGGGACGUGGACCGGCGGCAGUUGGGCUCAAUCGUACAGCGUAGAUCCCAAAAUUUCGGCGUCAUCUUCGCCGACCUCUUCCUCAGGAUCCUCAACGUCGUCGUCUGGGGCAAACAACAGCGGAGGAAACGGCGCGAGCACGUCGUCGGGUGGGUCUUCCUCAUCCAAUGGCUCCUCAUCCUCAGACGCUGGCUCGAGCACAGACGGCUCUUCUCCCUCGUCGUCAUCCGAACCCUCCCCCUUCCAGCCUGGCUCGACGGGCAGCAACGCGAGUCCAGGAUCAGCGGAUGGCACUUCGAAGGCAACCAAGGCCGGAGCAGCCAUUGGCGCCCUCGUGGGAUGCGGUCUCGUAGUCGCCGCAGGCUACUUCCUCUAUCAGCGCCAUCAAGACGUCAAGUACCGCAGCGUCUACGGCGGGCAAGGCGGGGCGGGCCUUCUCGCUGGCGGUGCAGCGAUGGGCGGGCGAGACGAGGAGGAGGGUGGGGACACAUUCACAGAGAAGAUACCUGGCGGCGCAGGCGGCGGUUGGUAUCCCUUUGCUGCUCCAGCUCGCCCCGCAGGCCCUCGUGCCAUGCGUGAUCAGCCCGACGAGCACGGCAAUCCUGCUUGGACGGCAGGGAAUGUAGGCAGCACAAACCACGCAAAGGAAGGGUCAGGACCGCACAUGCGACAACGCCUCGCAUUGCUGACUGGUUUGACAUCGUGGGGCGCUGCACCUCACGGCCAGACGCGCUUCGAUAUGCUGGCUGAUGAGGAGGACGGGAUGGAACGUGACCCAUACUCUAUAAGGGAGGAAGCCGAUCAACAUUACGGCGACGUAGGCAGGGGAAGCUACGAUGAUGAGCUCGACGGUGACUACGCCGUCUCUCCCUUUGAGGAUCGCGAGACACCCACAGCUUCCUCACAGAACUCGCACAAUACCUCUGGCGCCUCCAACACGCCCGGGUACACCUCUUCUUCACAGACGCACUCCUCGCGCUCUACCGCUCCUCUCACGUCAUUUUCUGAUGCUCGACAGCCAGGCAGUGCGCUCAGCCGCGGCAGCUCAAUGCUGAGCGGUCUGGGCGGCUCCAAUCCAGCCUGGGGCCCGCUAGGACCCGGAAUCAGCGACACCUCGGGGUCGAUGAUGCGACGUUCCCCGACCUGGUGGUCCCGCUUCAUGGGAAACCUGGAGCGCUCAGCCUCAGGCAGGACACUCGUGGCUCCUGGAGCUGGCGAGCCCAUUCGUGAUCCCGCAAGACCACCCAGCGAUAUCGGACUGAGCGUUAUUCGCGAGUCGCCCCGCUCUGCUGAACCGAGCGAGGAGGAUCCCUCCAACCCCUUUGCACACCCUGCGGAUGGCCUGGCAUUGGCGAAUGGACAGCAGCAGAGCAACCAGUCAUUGACGUCACUGCAGAGCUCAGUGGGCUCGUCGCACCUCGAGCAGAGAUUGCAGGGGAUGGACGUAAUUCAGCGUACGCGCACGGGCAGCAGUAGGCGGACGCAGAGUACCAAGAGCUCACUGUCUAGCAGCUCGUGGGGCAGGCACCAGAGGAGGAGAGGUGGGAGACCAUCAGAGCAGGGAUCGCUGGGUGGGGCGAGUCGCAUGGGUUCGGUCUCGGAAGAGGCGGUCAUGCGUGAUGAGGGUGGGGAGGAGAUGGUACAGGAGGAGCCAGAGGAGGAAACUCCAGGGGAGGUCAUCUGGGGUGGACCUUCAGACUGGCAGCACGGCGAUGGCAGCACGCCUCUUCCCGCGAGCGACUCGACGGCAUGGCUCCUCACCCCUGCGAGUUCCAACGCGGACUCAUCACCUCGCCCAGACAGCGACGAGCACGACGUCACCCUGAACCCGGCCGACACAUCGAUGGACAUUGUUGCGCAGCUGGACGAAGCGCAUGAUCACGCUUUGCGCGCCACGGCAGCACCGCGUCGUAACGCCAACGCCUCGGACGUGCCGUCCAUCACCCCCGCCACGACGAAGCGUGCACGCGCCAAUUCCGAGCUCACCAGCCCCGUACGCAAAGCCGUCAAGGCUAGCCCGAACAUGCAUCUCAAUGAGUUUGGGGCCGGCAAGGUGCGCGACCGUGUCAAGGCGAUUGAGGCUGCCCGCGCAAAGGGAGAGCAGCCUGCCCCAUCACCGACAACUGACACGGCGCUGCAGCCACCCCCACCCGCGGCGAGGAGGAAGACGACGUCGAAGAAGCAGCAAGGGGAGCGCAGUCAUGGGCUGGUGCCGAGGGGCCAGCUGUUUGUGGCAAACCCAGAUGACGAGGCGUAAAGCGAGCGCACAGGCGCAAUCAGACCACAGCAUGGACACUCGACAAGACGUACACGACUCGUACUUUCCACUCCCCCCUGGACUCGUUCUCUCUCAUGUAUCACACCCGAACCCUCCACCCCGUACUUGCAGGGCUGCAGGCAUGCCUCGCCCCUACUCUCGCUUCGUGUCCAUCCUCUCUCGAGUUUUGAUGCCUUCGACUUCUGCUAUCUAUCUCAGUCAUCUUUGUGCCUCACGGAGGGCCAUUUCUCGCAAUGUCACAUCUUGAAUCAUCG